AUGUUGUUUUCUCUCCUAAUUUUUCUACCAGCUUUCCUAAAAGCCGAACCUUUGAAUAAUGCGAAAAUAAUUCUCGAAGAAUACAGACAAAAUCUUCUUAAUGAUAAAUUGGAAAAUAUUCUCGAUAGCAACUAUUUCAUGCUUCCAUGUGGAUUCAGAAAUCUCAACUUGGAACAAUAUAAACAAAAACUCUUGCUUCUUCAGAAAAACAUCGUUAUCAAUUAUAUUUCAGAGUCAAAAAUUGAGCAACUCACAGAAGAUGAAAAUGGCGAAAUUUUCUUCAAAUAUGAUGGAAAAACAACAUUCAAGGCAAGAUUUGUUGAAGAAGAAAAUAAAUAUAAAAUAACAUCAGAACAACAAACUUUUUGCCCAACUGAACCAUUUUUAUCCUUCCUAAUUAGUGAUAAUUCCACUUCAAUGAAUAUUGCAACAGAUGCAGUUACAGAUUUAUUGAAAGCAACGAUGGAUCAACAAUUAGCAACAGUUCUCAAUGGAAAAUUAGAGAAAAUCAAUUGUGAGAAUCAGAAAACUGAAGAGAUUUCUCCAGGUGGAACAUUCAUUUCCAGAAAUUCGUUCAGAGACUCGAUUAAACGUCAGCAAUUGAAGAUUUCCAAUAACAAGUUGAAUUAUUCAAAAAACAAUUCGGAAUUUGUUUUGAAAAUGAAGAAUAGCGAAACAGGAAGACCAAUCAAAGUAUACUUCGAUGUGAAUUUAGAAAAUCGAAAAUUUAAUUUAAAAUUAGAUGAGUGUUGA
Caenorhabditis angaria is the source of this 753-nucleotide messenger RNA. NCBI's taxonomy places the organism in Eukaryota, Metazoa, Nematoda, Chromadorea, Rhabditida, Rhabditidae. The record is from the annotation of a GenBank genome assembly.